Messenger RNA from Aethalodelphis obliquidens (Pacific white-sided dolphin), 2988 nucleotides. Its product is annotated as olfactory receptor 6B2-like. Gene Ontology annotation, cellular component: membrane. Gene Ontology annotation, molecular function: olfactory receptor activity. The record is from RefSeq and is a predicted model, not a curated record. Gene Ontology annotation, biological process: G protein-coupled receptor signaling pathway. Lineage: Eukaryota; Metazoa; Chordata; Mammalia; Artiodactyla; Delphinidae.
CGCGACACGUGGGAUCUUCCCGGACUGGGGCAUGAACCCGUGUCCCCUGCAUCGGCAGGCGGACUCUCAACCGCUGCGCCACCAGGGAAGCCCCACAUGGUGCACUUUUUGCUCUGUGGCCUUGAGUAAUUCUGACAGCUCACGGUUGCUAACGUGGUGUUUGUGUUAGACCCGUAAGCGGUGCAGGCCGGCUCCUGGAAGUGCCUGUGAGACCUUACUCGGGUCCCACCCCUCCCCUGGAGGCACAUGUAGCUGCGUGUUUCCCCUCCUAACGUCAGAGCAGCUGCUGUCCCCACAUCUGAGGCUGGAAGAAGCAGGGCAACUCGAUAAUGACUCUGGAAGAGACGCCUCCUACCUGAGAAAUGCGUGCGUUGGUCCAUCUCAAAGGAGAGCGCAGCACCUACGGGGGAAGUUUCUUGCUGGUCCAGCUCAGCAAUUGAUAAUGGUUGUAAACACUAAGAUUACUAUUUCAUAUCAGUCUCGAAGUGAAGAAUGUUCCUUUGAUAAGGAAGGGCCCAGGGCACAUGGCUUCAUCGGUCCCCACAGCUCAGAGUCGAGCAGAGCCACUUAGAUGAGUUGGGAUGUGCUGACCUUCCCCGUGAGAACUGCCGAACGGAGCACCUCGAUGGCCUGGUUAUGAAAGACAUUUCACCGAAGACCAGUCUAUGAUUUGUGUGGUCGGUAGGCAACUUCCAAGAUGGCCCCCAGAAGAUCUCUGCCUCCUGGUUUCAUGCUUUUGUUUAGUUCCCUUCCCUUGAGAACUUUGUUACUUCCUUCUAAUGAGUAGAACAUGGCAGAAGUGAUGAUGUGAUUCUUCCAAGAAUAGAGCCGCAGCCUUGGCGUUUGAGGACCCGGUGUGCACUGGUGCUGCCACGACCUUGCGUAAGUCGUUGAACUGUCCACUGUGAGCCUCAGAUUUUCAUCUGAAGAAUGUGAGCCUUGUUCUCCCAGGGCCGUGGUGAGGAUUACAGGGGGGGUUUAUGUGGAUACGUCUGACACUUGAUAAGGGCUAGGUGCUCCUUUAUGGCAUUGAGGCUGGCUCUGGGGGACCCACCUGCAGGAUGGAGAGAGCGUGCUGGCGCGGCCACCGGACUGCUCUGGAAACACUGCAUGUAGGAGCCCUGUUUUCAUGCCCCCUUCACUCCCCCAUCACCCCGUCACGUGCUGGACAGGUGGCCUCUCCCUCAGCGACAGGUCCCUCGAGAAUGUUCUGGACUCCUCCCCUCUGCCGCCCAGCCACCCUCUGCCUUCUGUUUUCUCUCCUCCAGAAUCGUGUUGACACCUCCCCUUGCUGAUACUCCCUCCAGAUCUUUUUGAUGUUAUGGGGUUUUAUCUUUUUCUUCCUUUACCAUAUUUUAAGGGGGCCUUGACAUGGUGCAAAGACAGACACGUGACCACUCUCCCCUCUUGGCCUGGGAGGCUGCUUCUGCUCCUGCAGACCCCCAGCCCUGUGGAGGGACCGCAUGGGUCUGGGGUCUGGUUAAGCUGGCUGCCACACACCCCAGCAUCCCAUGAGCCCUCCUGGUGUCCCUUCCUCUUGUACAGUUGUCUCUGAAACCAGGUGAAAGGCCAAGCACCUACUAGUGUAGAUGACCCUGUGGCGAAGGGCUGUGCGUCCUUACUGUUGUUAGAUUCCUUGGGAAAGUCUGGGCUAUAAGAGCAAUUAGAUGCUUUCAAGAUUGCCUGGGGGAGAAAAAGGGCAGCGUGUUCUGGAGGCCCACGGGUCACCAGGAGACCUAGAGCUGCCAUGUUCAGUGGUAAAAGCUUAACUUGGAGACACUUUCUGCUCUCCUGCUGCUCCAGGAGCCAGCUGUCCCCUCCUUGGGCCAAAAUUCACCCCCAGGCUGAGCUGUGCUUUCUUCCCCAGCUGUCCUCGGCCCUCAUCUGGCACGAAGCUGGUUUGCAGCCCUGGGCUCCCCACACGGAAGGAUGAGGGGAGAACGUGACUGAGGUCGGCACCUUCAUGCUGGUGGGCUUCCUCACGGCCCCGGCUGCCUCCCUCUUCGUGCUGGUGGAGAACCUGGCCGUCAUCCUCACCAUCUGGGGCAGCUCCUCCCUCCACAGGCCCAUGCACUACUUUCCGGGCAUCCUGUCGUCCCUGGAGAUCUGGUACGUUUCUGACACCAUCCCUAAGAUGCUGGACGGCUUCCUCAUGCAGCGGGGACGCAUCUCCUUCGUUGGCUGCAUGACUCAGCUCUACGUCUUCAGCUUCCUGGUGUGCACCGGGCGUGUGCUCCUGGCCUCCAUGGCCUGCGACGGCUACCAAGCCAUCAUAACCAUGGGGCUGUGCGUCCAGCUGGUGGCCUUCGCCUUCGUGAGUGGCUUCACCAUCUCUGUGAUCAAGGUCUCCUCUAUCUCCAGCACCAUGUUCUGUGGCUCCAAUGUCCUGAAGCACAUCUUCUGUGACAUCUCCCCCAUCCCCAAGCUGGCCUGCAUGGACUUCUCGACCACCGAGCUGGUCGGCUUCGUCCUGACCUUCAGCAUCCUGGUGUUCCCGCUCGUGGCCACCAUGCUUUCCUAUGGACACAUCACCCUAGCCGUCCCGCGCGUCCCCUCGGACGGCCGUCGGCGAGCCUUCUCCACCCGCGCCUCCCACACGGUCACCACCUUCUACAUGGCCUUGAUAUUCAUGUACGUCUGGCCCCAGGCCAUGGAUUCCCGGAGCUCCAACAAGCUCAUCUCUGCUGUUUACACUGUCCUCCCCCCAGUCAUCAACCCCUUGAUCUACUGUCUGAGGAACAAAGAAUUCAAGGAUGCUCUGAAAAAGGCUCUGGACUUAGGUCAACUUUCACAGUAGCACAGUUAAAUGUCCUGUAGUCUAAUCUGUGGUGAUAAUAAAAACAACACCUUAUAGGACACUUUACUUUCUUUAAUAGUGACAAUUUAUGUAAUUAAUUAGUUUAUUUCUGGCUGUGCCACGCAGCUUGCAGGAUGUUAGUUCCCCCACCAGGAAUCGAACCCGCACCCUCAGCAGUGAAAGUGCAGAGU